Molecule: messenger RNA, 1128 nt
Organism: Funneliformis mosseae
Lineage: Eukaryota; Fungi; Glomeromycota; Glomeromycetes; Glomerales; Glomeraceae
Source: the annotation of a GenBank genome assembly
AUGGAUAAAGUUAUUGAACCACCGACAGAGCAAGCUGGAAUAGAACUAACUGUAUCAUCAACAAGUACAUUUGGUGAAGUUAGUGGUAGUGAUACAGUUAAAGGACAAAAAAAUGAUGUUGAUUACGAUGAUUUUUAUGAAAAAUUAGAUAGAAUUGAACUAAAUGAAACAGAUAAAGAAUUAUGUCAUAAUGAAGUUGAAGAUGAAUUACGAGAUUUAUCAUAUUUUUCUUCUUCAGGAGAUGAAGAAGUAAUUGAAAAUUUUGGUAAAACAUUAAAAUCUUUCAAAAUAGGUGAGGAAUUGGAUUUAAAAGCUUUUGAUGAUUCAAAAACUAACUUUGAUCCAACGAGUAAAUUUGAUAUGACCGAAGAAGAUUUAAUACGAGGGUCAAGUAGAGAAGAAUAUCUUCAAAUAGUUGGUGAAUGUAGUUUAAUGGAUGAUGACAUUUUUAUUGAGAUAGAGUUACCAAAAAUUAAAAAAACAAGACAUCGUAAAAUUGAUAAAGACAUAGGUUUGAAGAAUAAAAAAUUAAUUCUUCAGCAAAAACUACAGCAAUUUUCAAAUGAACAUCAAAUGAGAGAGGAGAAAUUGGAAGAACAAAAUUUAUAUGAACGCAAAGAAAGGUUAGAAACAAUUAAUUAUUAUAAGAAAAAUGGCACUAAGGAAAACAGUUCACAGCCAAAAAUUAGGUCGAGCAAUAAAGAAAGUUUAAAAAGACAAUUAGGUUAUAUGAAGACUUACGCUCGUAAAGCAGAAGAUGAACGUGAUGAAGCUAAAAAAGCUUUAGUUAAAGCUCAACAGGAUAUUGCGCAAAUGAAUGAUCAAUUUGAAAAUUUAAGGGCAUCUGUUCAAAUUCAUUAUCAAAGGGCCACUCAAACACCUAGUAUCGUAUUUCCCACUCGGUCAAUUUCUUCGACAUCUUUAGAAUUGCCAUCGAAGCAUUUUUUAAGUGAACCCUCAGAUAUUAAUGGAUCGGAACAUAUCGAUAUGAAUACCCUAUAUGGAAGGAUGUUAAAAAUAGCAAAUCGUAUUUGCGGAAACGAAAUUAUAAUGUACGAGACCAAAACCUAUGAUGUUGGGCAUGAAAUUCCUUUUAUUCUUGGAAAUGGUACAGGCAAAUCACAGUGA